AGUCGAACUGAACAAUUCAAAUGCUAAUACUCUUUCCCUCAUAUUUUAUUUGUAAGAGAACCUAAAUAUUAAUGACUAUAUUAUAAUUAUAAUUAUAUUAUAAUUGUCUGCUCUAAUUUCGUUACUGACUUGUCCAACAAAAUGUCCAACUCGCCACGUAUAAAUAGACGGGAUGACCACCACGCAGCACGCAUCAUCGCCUCUCUGACAAGGGACAACUCUGUUUUCUCACAACCCAAGAGACCCAAAUGCAAAAGCAAACUUAGCAGCCACCUCUUUGCUUCCUCCCUUCCUCCAAACAAAGACAAAGCAAGCUAAGAAACCAUCAAUGGCGAGCCAGGACACCGCGCCGCAAUGCCGGCCGGGCGCUGGAGCCGCCACCGACAGCUCCACCUCCGUCUCCGUGGCUCCCGAGGAAUUCGAGUUCUUCGUGCUCCCGUCCGGUGGCCUCGCCCUCGCCGGCGCGGACGAGGAUGGCAUGUGCGUCGCCGACGAGGUAUUCUCCGACGGGAAGCUCCUUCCGCUGCGGCUCUCAUCCGCAAACCCCGUGGAAGCGGCAGCGCUCCGGCUGCUCCGCUCGGACUCGCUCGACGGUGCCACGACGGCGUCGUCCGCCAGCGGCUUCAGCUCGCGCUCCGACAGCCGGAGCGCGAGCUCGAGCAGCAGCAGCAGCAGCUGCGUCAGCCGGAGCACCUCACAGAAGAGCGCGUCCUCCGACACCGCCGGCCGAAGCAACCAGCCGUCCAAGGCCGCCUCGUCCGACGCCCUCCUGCCGCCGCGGCGGCGGCCGCUGUCGGGCAGCCUGUUCUACGCGCACCCGAGCCCGUCGCCGCGUCCGUCGCAGCGCUUGAGCGGCGGUGGCGGCGGCUCGGCAGGGCGGCGCAGCACCGGGUCCGCGCCGCCGGCAUCGUGGGGCCUCCUACGCCUGGGCGUCGUCGGCGCCCCCGACGUCUACCCGCCUCGUCCCGCUCCCGCCGCGGCGAGAGGAGGGAGCCGCAGCGCGAGGUUCGAGCAGCCGAGAGCCGCCGCUAAGGAUGCGGUGGCAUGGGAAAAGAAUCUCCCGUUGGGCUUCCUGGGCGCCGGUCUUGUGUGCAACUGCUCGCCGGACGCCGUCGAGCCUGUCGGCUCGGCGGAGGCCGCGGCGGCGGCGGCGGCGAGGAGGCGGAGGAGGAAAGUAGCAGAGAAGAACACGGGAGAGGUGAAGAGUGGACAGAGUAACACUAUUCGUCGGAGUAGAAUCCUUGAGUGGUUAGAGGAACUCUCCAUUUCCAAGGAAAAAACCGCUACUUAGACAUAAUUAUUUUGUUUUUCCGUUCAAUCCCAAUUUUUUCAUUUAUAUGUUCAUUGUUUAUUUCAGUUUUUAUAGUUAGGAGUACUACUGUAAAAGAAAAAACAAAGUCGUUUCUUCACCAAUUAAUUGGUUGAUCAAUAUGAAGAUGAAGAAGGCACUUCAUUUCACGAUUA
Molecule: messenger RNA, 1464 nt
Organism: Oryza sativa Japonica Group (Japanese rice)
Lineage: Eukaryota; Viridiplantae; Streptophyta; Magnoliopsida; Poales; Poaceae
Product: probable membrane-associated kinase regulator 1
Source: RefSeq, a predicted model, not a curated record